AUGCAGCGAAUAUUGCUCGGCUUGUUCGUCGCUGCACUCAUUCGUUAUUACGUUGCAACUCGACAUUACAAAACGAGGCGAAGAAGAUUAAUUUCUGCACAAGGUGAACGCGUUCUGCUAGUCGGUUGUUCGUCCGGCAUUGGCCGUGAGCUUGCACUACAAUACGCUUCACGAGGAGCCAGUUUGAUCCUUAUCGCAAGAAGGAAAAAGCUUCUCGAGUCGUUACAAAAAGAAUGUGAAAAUGCAGGCGCUAUACGAGUUGCUUUGUUGGCUGGCGAUAUUACCGAUUCAAAGUUUAUCAUACCUCAAGAAGAAAAGGAACACGGUCUGGAUACGGUGAUCUAUUGUGCAGGUGCCAUCUCAGUGCGUCAUUUCAUGGAUGCUUGUGGUUAUCAAAUACAAAAGCUCGAUGAUGGUACAAUUCAGGUGGUGGAGGAAGGCCAUGAAGAAACUAUGGAUGGAAAUGUGGAUGAAGCAAUGGAGCGUAUUACACAAGUAAACUUUUUCGGGUCUGUACGCCUUGUUCGUCAAGUCAUUCCCUGUCUCUUGACCAGUUCAAAGGCACCCAAUCUCAUCCUUGUAUCGUCCCUGGCUGGAAAAAUUGGUGCGCCUACAAGAGCUCUUUACGCUGCAUCUAAACAUGCUCUUCACGGAUUCUUUGAUUCACUUCGAAUGGAAUUAGCAACGUAUGGAAUGCAUAUUGGGGUUGUUUGCCCUGGCACUGUGGACACAGAUUUACGGAAAUCAGCCGUGGAUGGCCAUCUUGGAUGUGGCCCUAUUACAGGAUCUGUCAAUGGAAAACUUUCGCCUACUGCUGUGGCUACACGCAUUAUUGAAGCAUCUGAUUAUCAGGAGCGUGAAGUAUUGAUGCCAAGGAUAGGAUAUCUAGCGGUAGCGUUGAGGAUGAUCACACCAUCUUUGAUAGACUGGGCGGCAAGUAAAAAGUACCAACAAUAA
This is a messenger RNA of Lichtheimia ornata, 957 nucleotides long. RefSeq lists its product as uncharacterized. Bases 1 to 957 code for a protein of 318 amino acids. The transcript has a single exon. Lineage: Eukaryota; Fungi; Mucoromycota; Mucoromycetes; Mucorales; Lichtheimiaceae. Gene Ontology annotation, molecular function: oxidoreductase activity. Gene Ontology annotation, cellular component: membrane. The record is from RefSeq and is a predicted model, not a curated record.